AACAAAUAGAAAACAGUUUUGGGUUUAAUAAAUCAUGCUUGAAGAAUCAUAUAAAAGGGAAUGGGUUAAUGGUUAAAAUAGUUAAAUCACAAUUACAAUCGUUCAAGUAAAGUGGCAGCAGUUCUUUUCUGAAACUUAACACUUGUUAUCUUAAUAAUGGCAUUUAAAUUAAUCGCUUUAAUGUUGGUGAUGACCAGUUGCAUUGCCUCGCAGACACAGGCAGCCACUACCAAGAAAUCAGGUGAAAGAGUAGCAGCUGUUUAUGUAAAAGAUGGCAACAGUGGUGAAUUGAGAUUUUUGGGAGCUGGUGUGGGUAAUCCACAAUCCAUCAAUCAAUAUAUUACCAAUAAACAAGACUUUUUGGAACUUUUGAGACCUACUGGUAAUUGGGGUACAGGUAAUGGUGGUACUGUUACAGGACCAGGCACUGGCACAGUUACCGGAACGGGCACUGGUACAGGAACUGGUACUGGUACAGGCACUGGUACCGGCACUGGCACUGGAACUGGUACCGGUAAUGGUGCAGGUCUUGGUAUUGGUACCAUUGCUGGUGUUAGACCCAUUGUUAUUAAUGCUGGUGGUGGUGGCGGUAAUGCUGGCGCUGGUAAUGGCGCUCUGAAUUCUGCCAUUUAUGGAGCUUCCCCUAUAGCUGAUCUUUUACCACAAAUUGUAGCUCAAGCUGCUGUACAACAAAACGGUGCUCUAAAUCGUCGUCGUGUUCCCAAUCGUCGUCGCGUUAACCGUCGUCGUCCUGCUAGACGUGGUGUUAAACGUAAUGGCAAUAAAAAUGGUCAAGUUUAUAUCAUACGCCCAAGAGCUUAAGUAGGAUUUAACGAAUGAUUGAAAAUUGGAAAUGUUUGUUUAACGGAAAA
Messenger RNA from Lucilia sericata (common green bottle fly), 872 nucleotides. RefSeq names its product period circadian protein-like. Bases 157 to 822 code for a protein of 221 amino acids. Lineage: Eukaryota; Metazoa; Arthropoda; Insecta; Diptera; Calliphoridae. The transcript is spliced from 2 exons. The record is from RefSeq and is a predicted model, not a curated record.